Messenger RNA from Penicillium antarcticum, 1506 nucleotides. Its product is annotated as cytochrome P450. The record is from RefSeq and is a predicted model, not a curated record. Gene Ontology annotation, molecular function: monooxygenase activity; oxidoreductase activity, acting on paired donors, with incorporation or reduction of molecular oxygen; iron ion binding. The coding region runs from base 1 to 1506 and encodes 501 amino acids. The transcript has 2 exons. Lineage: Eukaryota; Fungi; Ascomycota; Eurotiomycetes; Eurotiales; Aspergillaceae.
AUGGAGACAACUAGUCUAAAGCUAUACUCGGCCUAUGCAAUCAUAGCUGUAUUUGUUCUACGUUUGCUCACCAACCGAUUUAAGCGAGGGAUUCAGGAUAUCCCUGGCCCAACAUUAGCAAAGUACUCGCGUCUAUGGAAACUUCAUAGUGUUUGGAAAGGUGAUCACCACCUCACAGACAUUGCUCUGCAUCGCAAGCAUGGAUCAUUGGUGCGGAUUGGCCCAAAUCAUAUUUCAGUCGGCGACCCGAGCGCGAUUCCUAUUAUCUAUGGACUAAAUAAAGGAUUUACCAAGUCAAUAUCAUGGAACAAAAGGCCCCAAAUGAACCUCUUCUCGACGAGAGAUGAAAUCUACCACCGCAACCAAAAGCGCAACAUAGCCAACGCUUAUAGCCUCACAUCUCUGCUGGAAAUGGAACCAGCAGUUGACUCUUGUACUGCAAUUUUCACCUCCCAACUCGCCAAAUUUGCUGAUAGCAAAACCCCAGUCGAUCUCGGCAGCUGGCUCCAAUACUAUGCCUUCGAUGUCGUCGGCGAAAUGACAUUUGCCAAAAAGCUGGGAUUCCUCCAAGAAGGACGUGAUAUCGACGGUAUGAUCGAGGCUAUUCAGGGUAUGCUUAUAUAUGCCAGUUUAUGCGGGCAGAUCCCGGAGAUGCAUAAGAUUCUUCUUGGGAAUCCUCUUUUCCCGAUCUUCGUGCCUAGCAUGGAAUCUUGGAACCAAGUCGUGCAAUUUACCCUGAAAGCUAUGAAAUCUCGUGUAUCAAUCCAAGGAGAUGGUGAAAUUGGCCAGGAUGAGAAAGAUGGCGGGAAGGAUAUGCUGUCUCGUUGGAUGGCAAUGCAUGGUGCCGAUCCGGAGAAGUUCUCAACAACAAAUGCUAUUGUUCAUCUAUCCGCGAAUGUAUUUGCUGGAUCGGAUACUACGGCCAUUGCACUCCGUGCAAUCCUGUACUUCCUCAUGAGACAUCCGGAUAUCAUGGUCAAGGUGCAAGCGGAGAUUGAUACUGCAGUCCUCGAGGGAAAAGUCAGCAAUCCUAUUACCUACCGCGAGUCGCUGGCUCAUCUGCACUACAUGAGUGCUGUUAUCAAAGAGGCAUUGAGGCUUCACCCGUCUGUGGGCUUGAUUCUUGAGCGUGAGGUACCGAAGCCAGGCGUGACGAUCUGUGGGAAGUUUAUACCUGCUGGGACGACCGUUGGCAUCAAUGCUUGGGUUGUAAAUCGAAACAGUCAGAUCUUCUAUGAUGCAGACUCGUUUAUACCGGAGCGUUGGAUUGAUAGUUCGCCAGAGAAGCUGAAAGAGAUGGAGCAUAGUAUCCUUACUUUUGGAGCUGGACCGCGGACUUGUGUUGGGAAGAACAUCUCAUUCAUUGAGAUGCAUAAGAUUGUGCCACAAUUGCUGCGAGAAUUUGAAAUCCGAUUGCAUAGCUCGGAGGGAUGGAAGACGAGGAACAUUUGGUUUGUACAGCAAGAUGGGCUGGUUUGUGAUCUUGUACGGAGGAAUGAGACAUAG